AGAAGGGAACCACCAAGCUCAGCACCAUCAGCAGCAGUUCACGUUCUAAUCGCUUGCGGUACGCACGCGCCACCCAGAAAGACGUCGUCGUCGUCGUGUGCGCCGGUUUGGAAGCUGAGACCGGGUCCGUCGUGUCAUUAGCUUCGUGCGCGUAAUUGCUGGUGAUCUCCUCAAUCCCUCCACGUUACCCGAGCGAGGGCUUAAUUGGUUUCCAACGACUUCUAGUUGUGUUCGGAGUACGACGACGACGACGACAACGACGACAAAACCCGGAGGCGAGGCGCGUGUCGUGUGAUAAGAACUGAUUUGCGGCUUAUCGGGCCUAUAGUGUGUGGUUGUGCCCCGUGCUCGAGUGAUAUGAAUGACACAAGCCAUAAGGAAGCGUACAUUCGAGACGCAUUGAUACCGGAGCUAGUGCGGAGGGCCAUUCUCACCUUCACCGAAGAUGCGCCCGCUCGGGGCGUCGCAACAUUGAAGUCUGUUGAGGUGAAGCCACUCGUCACCAAUGGGUUUAUGCUGACGAUACCGUUCAAGGUCACCGUAGUGCUAGAGGAAGGCGCACCGAAUGGCGAGACUAAUGGUGAAGUAUCGACGAACGGCCAAACGAUUAACGGCGACGGAUCGCCCAGAGCCGAAACACUCCAUCUGGUGGUGAAGAUAACACCGGACUGCAACGAGGAGAUGUACCGUGGCUGUCAAUUCGAGACACUGUUCGAGAACGAAAUGAUCGCCUACACCGAAAUCAUUCCAACGCUCGGCAAGGCGGAGCUGUAUCCAAGGUACUACCACUGCGAGCGGAAACCAUCGGAAGCCCUAAUGGUAAUGAGCGAUUUUUCCUUUUCCGGCUGGAAAAUGGCCCCGAUGGUUGUCAACCUGCCGCUGGACUAUAUCGUGCUGGCCGUGAAGGAACUGGGCCGCUUCCAUGGUGAGUGCUACGGAAUGAAGGAAACCCGGCCAGACCAGUUCGACCGAAUUCGGCGCAAGUUCAAGGAAUCUCGGUACGCGGUCGAUAUUACCGAUGAAACGUGGCUGACGCUCAUGGAGGUUGCGGCGAAGCGUGCGAUCCGGGCGGCCAAGGAGAGCCGCUUCGGUGCAGAAAUCCCCGAAGAGUACCUGGCCAAGCUGGCCCGCCUGUUCGAGGUUCCUUGGGAGCACGCGAAACGGAAGGUAGCGCCCCGCGAACCGAUGGCCAUCAUCUGCCAUGGUGAUUACCUACGCAACAACAUGGCCUUCCGUUACGAUGACGCACAGGACUCGGAGAAACCCACUCAGGUGAUGAUGUUUGACUUUCAAACCCUGCGCUACGCUUCACCGAUGAUCGAUUAUGCCACGUUUCUGGCCAACUCGACCGGAUACGGUGUCCGGGAGCAUCAUUUUGAGCACAUUUUCCAGCUGUACCAUCGCGAGCUGGUCCAGACGGUGGCGCGGAUCGUCGGAGUGUCCGAUGUAACGGAACUUGCGCCUCACUUUAGCUACGAGUUAUUUCACCGUGAGCUGGCCGAGUAUUAUAGCUAUGGAUUCAACAUUGCGUCCUCCUUUCUCAUGGUACUGUACGAACCGAUGGAGAUCUCCUUCACCGAGGUGCUGAUGACGCGCGAAGAAGCCGAAGCGGAUGCGUGGCAACGGGGCGGUGAACCGUUGAACCGUGAGCUUGCGGCCAUGGUUUACGAAAUGUACCAGCUUCACAGUAGGUACGGACUGGAACCAGUGUAGGAACCGUACGCACAAGUAUUCGUUUGUCCUGGAAGUUACCCGAACCUUCCGCCAACGGGAACAGGCACUAAAAAUAAAGACGUUAACCAGA
Molecule: messenger RNA, 1804 nt
Organism: Anopheles aquasalis
Lineage: Eukaryota; Metazoa; Arthropoda; Insecta; Diptera; Culicidae
Gene: JhI-26
Product: Juvenile hormone-inducible protein 26
Source: RefSeq, a predicted model, not a curated record